Molecule: messenger RNA, 1547 nt
Organism: Sycon ciliatum
Lineage: Eukaryota; Metazoa; Porifera; Calcarea; Leucosolenida; Sycettidae
Exons: 2
Coding region: 114-1547 (477 amino acids)
Molecular function (GO): nucleic acid binding
Source: RefSeq, a predicted model, not a curated record
CAAUAAAUCUCCUGAUCCUGCAAGAUGAUCUCCUUAGCCAUUACUGUUGGAUAAAGGACUUAAGCGCUCUAUGUGCCAGCCAGACAAAGUCCCAACACAAGAGGUUCUUCUGCAUGCGAUGCCUCUCCGCAUAUCGCAGCGAUACCACUCUGAAGAAGCAUCAACUAUACUGCAGCGAUGUGAAGGCAGCGACAGUCCAGAUGCCAAAAGCAGACGAGCAGCUCAAGUUCACGGACAUACAGCGGAAGAUGAAAAUGCCGUAUGUGAUCUAUGCCGAUACUGAGUGUCUGCUGAAAGCAACGUCUCCAGAGCGCCAUGGGAAGCAAACUGUUCGUGAAGCUGAACACGUGCCAUGCGCAGUAUCGUAUGUCGUCGUACGCUCUGAUGGUGUACUGAAGAACACUUUCAUGUUCAGAGGAGAUGAUCCGAUUGAAAAGCUUUUCGAAGAGCUGUCCAAGGAGGAAGAGCGCAUAGAGGAAGACCUGAAGAACAUACGUCCUAUCAUCAUCACGGAUGAUGGAGAGGUGCAGUUCCGCAAUGCCGCAGAGUGCUGGAUCUGUGGCAAGAAACUGAAGGGUGCUGAUCGAGUGCGCGACCACGACCACCUCACCGGACUGUACAGAGGAGCUGCACACAACGCCUGCAAUUUGAAGUUCCGCAUCGUGCCAGAGCACCAUCCCAUCCCCGUUGUAUUUCACAACCUGAAAGGGUAUGAUGGACAUCUCCUGAUAUCCAGCAUCGGCCUCACGUCCAUGAACACUGAGGAGUACAUUGACAGACAAGGACGGCGUCGAAGCAAGGUGAAGGGGCGUGUUACUGUCAUACCCAACAAUAUGGAGCGGUAUGUGUCAUUCUCGUGGGGGAGAUUCAGAUUCAUUGACAGUCUUUCCUUUCUGAACGCAUCGCUGGACAAGCUAGUGAGCAACACGCCUCGCGACUCGUUCUUUCAUCUCAAGUCCCUGGCUUCGUCGUACAGCAACAACGCCACGGGCAGCAACGUCACGGGUAGCAACGCCACGGGCAGCAGCAGCAGCAGCACCACCACCACCAGCAGCACCACCACCACCACGACCAGCAGCACCACCAGCAGCACCACCAGCAGCACCAGCAGCAGCAGCAGUGCACCAGGCUCGUCUAGCAAUACCCUGCUGGAUCUCCUGCAUCGCAAAGGUGUCUAUCCCUACGAAUACAUGAACAGCAGCGCUAGGUUUUCCGAGACUGGUCUUCCUGCAAAGGAAGACUUUUACUCACGCCUCUCAGAGUGCCACAUCAGCGAUGAGGACUACUGCCAUGCCCAGCGUGUGUGGACUGCAUUCGGCUGCAGCGACAUGGGCGACUACCAUGAUCUCUAUCUGAAGACCGAUGUGCACCUUCUUGCAGAUGUGUUUGAGAAAUUUAGAUGCACUGCAAUGGCCACGUACGAUUUGGACCCGACACACUACUACACCCUGCCUGGAUUCGCGUGGGACGCCCUUCUGAAACAUACAGGAAUUUCGCGAGGUAUUGAAGAUAUAGGUGGGUUUGAGGACCCGCAGUAUUCUGAGUAG